AUGGCAGUGGGAAUGUUCAUAUUCUCCCACAAGCAAAGACGAAAAUUGUUUAUUAUAUUUCUGGUACUGAAUAUUAUCCAGAUUCUCAUAGGAUGCGGAAUGACUAGUUCAUCCUUAUACAUCAUCAUUGCUGUAUCUCCAAUACUGCACACAGACAGGGCAGAAGUGAAUUUUGCAUUUGUAGUAACCGGACUGUAUGGGACUCAUGUAAUUUUCCAUUGGAUAGUUGGAAUCAACAUUUGUAACAAAUGUUUCAAGCAGGCCCAUAAGAAAAGCACUAGUAAUCUUUUUCUUCUGUGGUCCUGUUUAGGCACAAAUACAGUAUUGAAUUUACUCAUAGUGUCGCAUUUCUCGCGAAAAAUUAAUAAGCAUAUAGCCAGAUCCAUCAAGCAGUCAAUAUCCAUGGGAAUGAGCAAUUACUUGCAAGAAAGUAUGUGGAAGGAAACCAUCGACAAACUUCAAUAUUCCAGUCAUUGUUGUGGGAUAGAUUCUUAUGAAGACUGGCACAAAAUAAAAUGGUUGUCAAAAUAUCAUGUCGAUGUUAAAUCCACUGCCGUUAAAGAAUUCCAUACCGAUGAUGAUCUCACACUACCUGUUACUCCUUGGAGCUGCUGCAAAGUGGAUUUUCCAAUGCAAUGUCUCCACGAUCCUUUACAGCAGGUCCACUAUGCUCAUAUGUGGGUAGAUGAGCCCAAGAUAGUGUUAGAUUCUAUAAACACUAAAGGGUGUAUGAUGAGCCUGCGAAAACCCAUUGAUGCCAUGAUCAAUUUGUUCGUUCUUCUUACUUCAUUGAUAUGCAUACUACAUGUAAUAAUAUUCAUAAUAUCAAGAAUGCUCUACACUUCUACAAGAAAUGCAAUUUUACUAGAAGAUCCGCAAGGUCUAGCACCAGGAUGGAUUUUUGGCAAAGGUGAUUGUGGAUAUUCAGGAGGAAAAACCCUAAUUGAAAUCAUGGCUUCUCCAAGAAAAAAGGUUGUAGAGGAAAUCCAGGUGAAAACAAAGAAAGAUUCAAAAUCUGGACAAACAAGUGCACCAAACAAAACUGUUUCAAUAUUAGAAGAAAAACAAACAAAUCACUCAGUAAACCCCACACGAAACUCGACCCUACUUAGGGAAGCCCAAAAGGAUGAAAAAUCGAUGGAAAAAAGUGAGAUGAUGGAUAAUUCAUUACCAGUGACUAUGGAAGAAGAAUUGCGAAAAUUACAGCAAUAG
This is a messenger RNA of Phaedon cochleariae (mustard beetle), 1212 nucleotides long. Lineage: Eukaryota; Metazoa; Arthropoda; Insecta; Coleoptera; Chrysomelidae. The record is from the annotation of a GenBank genome assembly.